UUAUUACAUGAUAAAAUGUAGAAAUCUAAUCUCUGGGGAAUAAUUAUACCUAUUUCUGACCUGACACUGAACACAGUUCAGUUAAGAUCUCCUCACUGCACACUUUCUCUCUGAUCUUCGAUGUUCUUGUUUCAAUGUUUCACGAAACACCCCACUCCAAUUGCUCUCUGUCACACCCAUGCAUUGUCCACUGUCACAUAACCGCGAUCGCUGGAUACGACAUCGCUUCGUUUUAGGGUUUACCCAUCACCCCCAUGGCCAUCAGAGGCGUCAAUUUCAAAUGGUUCGAUGGCUUUUUCUUGUCCAUGCUUGCCGCCAGCAUAGCUAUUGUUGCAAUUAAUUGGAAGCGUUACCAAUCUUGUAGAUACCCUUUGCACAUAUGGAUUGUGGUUGACUACGCUACUGUUUUCACUUUCCGGCUUUUGAUGUUUGUUGAUAACGGGCUUGCUUCGGGAAUGGGUUUAGAUUUUGGGUGGCCACAGAGAUAUGCUCGUUUCUGUGGAAGAGUAGUUGUACUUUCAAUCCUUGCAUUACUUCUCUAUCCAUUUCUUUGGGCCUGGACAAUAAUUGGUAGCCUGUGGUUCAGCAACACUAAAGUCUGCUUGCCUGGAGGGGGGCAGAAAUGGGGCUUCCUUAUCUGGUUAGUUUUUAGCUACUGUGGACUCCUUUGUAUUGCUUGCAUGGCAAUGGGGAAGUGGUUGAAACGAAGACAAGCACACUUGUUAGGUGCUCAAGAGGGCAUCCCUGUAUCUUCAUUUGGGGUUGUAGUUGAAAUGAUCCGAGUACCUGAUUGGGCAUUUGAAGCUGCAGGUCAAGAAACAAGGAGCAUGGCCCAAGAUGCUGCCUAUCAUCCUGGACUUUACCUAACUCCAGCCCAGAGAGAAGCAGUUGAAGCUUUAAUUCAGGAACUCCCAUCGUUCAGGUUAAAUGCUAUUCCUACUAAUUGCAGUGAAUGCCUCAUCUGUUUAGAAGAGUUCCAUGUAGGGAAUCAGGUCCGUGGCCUGCCCUGUGCUCAUAAUUUUCAUGUUGAAUGCAUUGAUGAGUGGCUUCGGCUUAAUGUGAAUUGUCCUCGGUGCCGUUGCUCAGUAUUUCCGAAUCUUGAUCUAAGUGCUCUGUCUAACAUCCGCACCGAGUCUGAACAGUCUUCUGCCACUGCUGUGACGAGCAGACAUGUGACAGACCAAGCUUCUAGUCAGAGUUAUCUGUUGAGAUUACAAGGGAUUCUCCGCCCAGUAUGUGCUGAAAUUGCUGGACCAGUUGGUGAGACAGACAACGCUUUGGAUAAUGCUGAAAAUGGUGUUGGAUCUGUUGUGACUCCUAAUAUUUCAACUCGAGAUCAGGCCACUUCUGUUACUCUCUCAUCUGCACAAAGUUAGACAUACUUUCACAUUGCCCAACUUCUGUUAUAUUUUUACCCCAUUCGUGAGAAGCUGCUGGAUACAUAUCCGUAUCCAUUCAUUGCCUGAACCUUUAAAAAUGGUGCAUAGUGUAACGAGAUUCUUUCCGGUCUGAUUCAUAAAGAAAUGGGUCAGCUUCCUUUUUGAGGGACCUUGUUGAAAUAAGACUUACUUGGCUAACAUAGGUCAGAGCUGCAGACGUGCAAUUCUGGUGAUUUAAUAACCGUCAACAGAGUUGAAAAUUCUAAGAAUUGUAUAUUGAAUACUUGUUUCCUACUUUGGAUUUACUUCUUGGGGGUAAGAAUCCCUUUAACUGUUUUUAUGUUUUGGAAGUUUGUUAAAUCAAAUCCGACAUCUCUAAAGCUUUCGUAUGAGAAAUAUCUUCAAAUAUA
Cajanus cajan (pigeon pea) is the source of this 1789-nucleotide messenger RNA. RefSeq names its product E3 ubiquitin-protein ligase SIS3. The record is from RefSeq and is a predicted model, not a curated record. Gene Ontology annotation, molecular function: ubiquitin-protein transferase activity. Gene Ontology annotation, biological process: sugar mediated signaling pathway. NCBI's taxonomy places the organism in Eukaryota, Viridiplantae, Streptophyta, Magnoliopsida, Fabales, Fabaceae.